Molecule: messenger RNA, 3217 nt
Organism: Acaulospora morrowiae
Lineage: Eukaryota; Fungi; Glomeromycota; Glomeromycetes; Diversisporales; Acaulosporaceae
Source: the annotation of a GenBank genome assembly
AUGAAACUCGCAGAAACUGUCGCGGCAUCGGCUGCCUACGCCGUAAGCAAUGUCGUUUACGUUAUAGAAUCCAACAGUCCAAAAUCUUCUGCAUUGAACCAUUCAAGCAGUGCCGCAACUAAUGAAUUGAAAAAAUAUCGUGAACAAGGAGUGAAAAAUAUAUUUGAUGAGAAUACCGAGGUGAAGAUUCUUCACAAAGAUGCCGACCCCUUUUCCAACUUGCACACCUCAAUCGACAAUGGUUCGCUUGUUUCUGUGGUUAUACCUCUGAAUUCUUCGAAAGACAUCCUGAUACCGGCCAUCCCACAUCUUUACAAGAUCUCAAACAAUCGAUGCGCGUCAGUUGUCAUUCACGUAGCCGUCGAUCGUAACCCGUCCAACAAUAUCGGGGAUUAUACCGAUGUGAUGGCUUUAAGACAGACUGGCUGUGCACUUUUACAUUCAACGGGCACUCAAGAAACGACCGAUCUUACUUUCAUCGCACACGCAUUGUCGGUCAAGGUUGGAAUUCCUGUGAUACAUUUCUUUGAUGCCGACAGCAGGGAUUCUUCCUCCGAGAGAAUCGAUAACCCAGGGAAUAAUAAAAUCAAGAAGUUGAUCACUGAAUCAGAUGUGUCCAAAUAUCGUGAACAACUGAAAACCACAAAUAAUCCAAAGGAACGUUAUCUUACUACAAAGGGAUCAAAAACUAAUGGUGAUGACAGUAAUGAAGCGGUGAGCCCAAAGAAUGACUUCUUUGAAUCGGCUGAGGAAGUCUUCACGCUGUUCAAGAAUGAAACAGGUCGAUCGUAUAAGGCCUUGGAAUAUAUUGGUGACGUUGAGUCGGAUUCGUUAAUAGUAACUCUCGGUUCUGGCUCAGCGCAUUUGCAGAGAGUCAUCGAACGUGAGGAAUAUUUGCAAAAAGUUGUUGCGCUUCAGGAAAGACUUAAAGUUGGUAUGUUAAAGGUUAGAUUGUAUAGGCCGUGGUCAGAAAAAUAUCUCUUCGACAUUCUUCCCAAGAAGAUCAAAAAAGUUGCUGUCUUGGAACAAGUCAUUGCACGCACGACCAAAUGGACACCUCUGUACCUUGAUGUUGUUGCUGCUUUUCAGAACCGUACGUACUGGACAAGUCAGGUUCCCGUGAUUGUGAGCGGUCAGUACGGCGCGUUUGACAAUGAAUCUAUUGAUGCUGACGUGACAGCAUUAUUCGAAAAUCUAUCGGCAAACGAACCGCGUCGGAAUUUUGUUAUCGGAAAAGAGAUGCCUUCAUCUGGUCAAAAAGUAAACGGUAUAAAUGGAAAAUUGGUUUCGACCGAUAACAUUCCAACUUUAGAAAAACCCUACUUUAACAUGUUAGGUGAGGUCUUUUCGGGUAGGUUAUUUAUAGCAAAUGCAAUCUCGAAACCUAAUGUUGGACACAAAGAAACGAUCGAAUCUACUCCAGAAUUUGGAUUUGGUGUUCUGCUUGCUAAACUUCAAAAGCGUGACAAAUUUUCCGAGACAGUCGCGCGAGUAGUUAAGGACACAUCCAUCACAUUACCUGAUCCCCUACUUAAAGCACUAUCACAGUGGCUCCUUAAUAAAAAUGAUGCGAAGAAAUCCAAGGAACUUGGUAACACGGCUAUCGAACAUCUUGGCAAAGUUUACAAAAAGAAUGCAUCUCUCACGGAAAUCUAUAAUCAAAGAGAUCUAUUCUCCAAACCGGCCAAUUGGCUCGUUGGUUCGGAUGCUUGGAUGUAUGAUAUAGGUGGAUCCGGAGUUCAUCAUGUCCUUUCCUCAGGGAAAGAUAUUAAUCUCUUAAUCAUCGACACUCAACCUUAUACCACACGUGCGGCAUCCGAUCCAGAGAAACGUAAAAAAGAUAUUGGUUUGUAUGCAAUGAAUUACGGAAAUGCUUACGUAGCAUCGAUUGCAGUGUACUCCUCGUACACUCAGGCCUUGCAUGCGUUAAUUGAAGCUGAAGGAUACGAGGGACCUUCAAUCGUAUUAGCAUAUCUACCUUAUCAUAAUGAAGAUGAUACUACUAUCAAGGUAUUGAAGGAAACAAAGUUGGCAAUCGAUACCGGAUAUUGGCCUCUGUAUCGAUGGAAUCCAGCGUUGGAGAAGGAAGCUAAAGAACCGUUCACCCUGGAUUCCGAACAAAUUAAACGAGAACUCCAAGAAUUCUUAGAUAGAGAAAAUCAUCUCACACAACUUACGAAUUCGCGACCUGAACUUUCCACUACAUUGACGAAUUCUCUUGAAUCCGAAGUAAAAUCACGUCAAAAAUCACUUGCAGCAUCUGCAUACGAAAAACUCAUGAAUGGUUUAACAGGACCAUCUCUUUUGAUCCUUUUUGGGUCGGACAACGGAAAUGCAGAAGGUCUAGCCAAAAGAUUACAGCAGGGUGCCAAGGCGCGCGGUGUAAAUGCUCGAUGCAUGGCUAUGGACGAAUACCCGAUUGAAGAUAUUACUACUGAAAAAAAUGUGGUAUUUGUUGUAUGUACAGCCGGACAGGGAGAGUUUCCGCAAAAUGCUCGAGAGUUUUGGAAGGUUAUAUCUACGACUACUGAGAUUUCUUUUUCGGAUACCCAAUUUGCGGUGUUUGGUCUUGGUGAUAGUAAAUACUGGCCACGAGAAGAGGACGUGAUUUAUUAUAACAAGCCUGGAAAAGAUUUAUACAACCGUUUGAAACUUUUGGGCGGAAACGAAUUGCUGGACUUGGGAUUAGGCGAUGAUCAAGAUGAUGAUGGGUAUGAGACCGCCUUUCAAGCAUGGGAACCUGAACUUUGGAAAGCUCUUGGGGUGGAGUUGAUUGGAACUGUAGAGCGUAAAAAGACAGACGAUGACAUGAAAACUGAAUCGAAUUACUUGAGAGGCACGAUUAUGGAGGGACUCGAAGACACAUCGACUGGAGCAUUGUGCGAAAGAGAUACCAAGCUAACCAAAUUCCACGGAAUAUAUCAGCAAGACGAUCGUGAUUUAAGAGAAGAACGUAAGGAACAAGGAUUAGAAAAAGCUUAUUCGUUUAUGGUUCGUGUGCGUGUACCAGCUGGAGUUUCUACACCUCAGCAAUGGUUAGAAAUGGAUAAAAUUGCCGAUACGCAUGCAAAUGGGUCGUUAAAGAUGACAACUCGCCAAGCAUAUCAAUUGCACGGUGUUCUUAAGCGAAAUUUGAAAGCCACAAUCAAAGCCAUCAACAGGUGUUUGUUAGACACAUUAGCUGCUUGUGGUGAUGUCAAUCGUAAUGUUAUGUGUA